AUGCCGCUUCCAAACAAUACUUUAAGCACUACCGCCGGUGCUGACCUGCGUUCAACAUCUGCUCCAAAUUUAGUGGCAGCAGCCUCCGUAGUCGACCUUCCGCUACCUUUACCAGAAGAGUGGAGCCUCCCAUUGGUAUCUUCGUCGCUUAUACGUUUCAAGCUUUCUUGGGAGGCGUUCGUCGAUUCAUUGAUGAGAGAAUGGAAAACUUUGAAUGUUGUAUCUGCUUUAUUAUUAUCUGCUAUCUUGACCAUGUUCCAAAUCGAGGAUGCUGCGACUGACCCCCUCACGAGAACCGCUGCGUUGCUUUCUCUAAUUUGUGCUAUUAUGAGCCUUUCAUACGGAUGUAUGUAUAUUGUACGUUUUGGGACGAUGAGGAGUAUGUAUCGUGCUUCUAUCUGGGCUGAAGAAGCGCAGAAAACGAAGACAGUGGUUUGGUGGAAUGUCUGGAUUUUACUUGCAAUGCCAGCAGCCUGGAUGUCAUGGUCCAUGAUUCUCUUCAUCGUAUCGAUCUUAUCUUUCGUCUGGCGAACUGGUGCCGAAUCCGAUCCUGAUGAACGCGCACCGCUCAGUAACAGGGCGGCGCUUGGUCCUCGAAUCGCUAUCACGCUCGUCUUCCUCCUCGGAAUGCUGUACUUUUUUCUCAUAGUGCGCACACUGCAAAGUUAUGGCUCGAAUGGUUUUGGGAAUGGUGGAAGGACUCGGGUAUAUAUCGAAGCUCAGAUUCAGAAUAGGGAAGGUACUACUCCCUAUCCGCACGAUACACAUGGAACAUCGCGGAGAAGAAGCACAGACGCUCAUACGAUGAUCAUUCCCGAUCGAGUGAAAGAGUUACGCACGCAACAGACCAAGGACUUUCCACUGACGGCAGAUCGUAGUCGUCGGCGUCCCGCAAUCGACGUAGCUGCUGACGUGAUACGAGGUAGAGAACGAGACCGACAUGUUGGAACCAAAGGCAUCCCCGAUGAACAACAACCUUCACGUCGUCCAUUGUUUGGGCUUGGAUUGAGAGGAGCUGUCGGAGCAGGAGAAGGCACGGAUUCUGAAAUCGAUCUGGAGAAGGGUGUUACUGGACACUUGGAUGGAAACUUGGAUUAA
Lentinula edodes (shiitake mushroom) is the source of this 1098-nucleotide messenger RNA. RefSeq lists its product as uncharacterized. The record is from RefSeq and is a predicted model, not a curated record. Lineage: Eukaryota; Fungi; Basidiomycota; Agaricomycetes; Agaricales; Omphalotaceae. The transcript has 3 exons. Bases 1 to 1098 code for a protein of 365 amino acids.